GCGUAUCGGGUUUAUGCUUCAAUAACUCAUGUAUGAUGAUUAUUCCCAUUAUACCUUUUAACACAGAUGAAAGAUGGCGCAUAAAUUUGUACUCUUGAUAAUAUCAUUAUGUGUAUCAUCACAGGUCAGGGGUCAACUACCAGAUUUAAAUUCGUUAAAUAUACAGUCUAAACAGACAACAACCACCCCACCACCUGAACCCGACCCCAUUUUGACGGGAGCAGCAAGAACAGCUUCAGAUCGCGUAACCCCGGACUUGCCAUCAGAUAUCAUUUUCAAUGACGGAACCGCUGGUGGAUCCGCCACAAACGCCGGGUCAGCAGACCAAGUCAUUAACCUUGACCUUGAAAGACUAAUAACAGAAACUCUCGGGGGAAUGGGAGAUCCCGGGGCUCCAAGAUCAACAGAUAUGACGUCAUUACUUGACCUCAUGAACACAGACCCAAUUUCAUCUUCAUCUCCAUCUCAAAACGAGGCACAGAAACUUCCGGAUUUCUUUUCACUACAACCGCCUACUCUGCCGAAUUUACCAGCUUCCAGUUCGAAUACAGAUACCAGUGUUGGAAUUCCAAUGAGUCUACAAGAAUCGAACAGAGUAGCUUCUUCACAGAAAAAAAGUGCACCGACAAUUACUAUUCCUGAAAACCCCACACCACCAGAAUUGCCUCCACUUCCAUCUUUCUCUGAACUUCCCCCCUUACCGAGCCCCCCAGAGCUUCCCCCAUUACCACGUGUGCAAACAGAAACGCCAUCUUCACCCCUUUCCCAAACACCCGAUUUACCACCUCUUUCCCAAACACCCGAUUUACCACCCCUUUCACUCACAGACAACUCUUUGACUGAAACACCAAGUCUCCCAUCGCUAUCAGACACACCUCAACUACCUCCUCAAAAUCCACAGUCACCAUCUUCCGGGUUUUCAUUCCCAAAUUUACCAACUUCCGGUCGUCAGCCACUAGACCAAAGACCUGGACUUCCACCAUUCAAUCCUCAAUCGCCCUUUGCUCGACGCCCACCACAAGGAUUCCAAGGUCCAACAGGAAGUCCGUUUUCGUCCAAUCUUCCUUCAAGGCCCGGGCCAAUGGGACUGGGUCCAAUGAGAAGAAGAAAUCCACUUCAAGCCGCCUCGGAACUUUUGGAAAGAAUGAAUAAUAGAGGACCUAAUGUUCCUCCAUCUGGACCCGAAAACUCCAGGCCAUUAGACACAAGAACCGCCUCCGAUGGUCCUUCCACUGACCCAAAUCUUUUACCAUUUGCAGAGAACGUUUUAACACAAGUUCAACAACUCGUAGACCGCUUGAAAGAAAAUGGAGGUUUGUACAUUUUUCAUAUUUAACUUUGCCCCUUUUAA
Molecule: messenger RNA, 1351 nt
Organism: Saccostrea cuccullata (small rock oyster)
Lineage: Eukaryota; Metazoa; Mollusca; Bivalvia; Ostreida; Ostreidae
Exons: 3
Coding region: 74-1336 (420 amino acids)
Source: RefSeq, a predicted model, not a curated record